AUGGAGAUCAGGGUAUUUUCUGAAUUGGUGAAUAAGAGUAGGGUGGCUGAGGAUUGUGUGAGGAAGGCGGCAGCAGAGAAAGGGAGUUUGAGGAUGCCUUUUCAGAGGCCUUCAGGGAGGAACUUUGCUCCGAGAGGUAGGAAUUUCAAAUGUGGAGGUUUUGUUUCACAGCAGACUCAGGGUCAAGGUAAUUACAGAAGGCCGAAUACCAAUGCUAGUCAAGGAAAAAGGUUUGGGAAGCAGCCACAGCAGGAUCUGAAUUGUCAGAAGUGUGGAAAAUAUCAUCUUGGAGUUCCGUGUAGAUUAGAACUUGGAGUGUGCUAUUCCUGUGGACAGCCCGGGCAUAUAGCCAGUAAUUGCCCUGAGAAGAAGAAGUAUGAGACUGGUAGGGUGCAACAGCCGGGGAGAGUAUACACUACUUCUACCAUUGGUGCUGAGGGAUCUGAGACACUGUGA
Molecule: messenger RNA, 456 nt
Organism: Arachis ipaensis
Lineage: Eukaryota; Viridiplantae; Streptophyta; Magnoliopsida; Fabales; Fabaceae
Source: RefSeq, a predicted model, not a curated record